Condylostylus longicornis is the source of this 2305-nucleotide messenger RNA. It is a transcript of the gene 5-HT1A, whose product is annotated as 5-hydroxytryptamine receptor. The transcript has 8 exons. Bases 296 to 2212 code for a protein of 638 amino acids. The record is from RefSeq and is a predicted model, not a curated record. Gene Ontology annotation, molecular function: G protein-coupled amine receptor activity. Gene Ontology annotation, biological process: adenylate cyclase-activating adrenergic receptor signaling pathway. Gene Ontology annotation, cellular component: membrane. NCBI's taxonomy places the organism in Eukaryota, Metazoa, Arthropoda, Insecta, Diptera, Dolichopodidae.
AAAUAGAAUUUCGAGAAAAAGCAAAAAAAAAAAAAUAAAUAUAAAAUAGAAUAUUAAAAGAAAAUAUCAAAUAAAGGAAAAUCGUUCUAUAUUCGUGUUAAUCGUUACCUCUUGUGUUCCUUUUUUAAAACAUAAAAGAAAAAAAUAAUAUAAAACAAAUUGUUUGCCUUUUUUUAUUAUUAUUAUUAUUACAAUUUAAUCUAUAGUUCAACGAUUCUUUAUAUUAUAAUAAUAAUAUUCAUAAAUACAAAUAAACAUACAUACAUAAUAUCAUCAGAUACAUUGUAAUAGAAGGAUGGAAAGAAAUAUUUUUAAAGAAGAAGGUCUUCUAUCUGAUGUAUUCAUUGAUAACGGAAGCCCAGAUUCAUAUCUACUACCACAAGAUGUUGAUUCUAUUUUAGGAAAUUUAACAAAUUCAAGUAUAUAUAUCAGUGAUAUAAAUGGUAGCAAUAAUGAUAGUCUAUUACAACUAUAUGAAAAUCAAUCGAUAUUUGGUAAUGAGACAAUUGAAUCAACCGAAGAUAUCGCUGAACUUAUACAAAUAGCAGUUACAUCAAUUGUUUUAGGAUUAAUGAUAUUAAUAACUGUUAUAGGCAAUGUAUUUGUAAUUGCUGCUAUUAUUUUAGAAAGAAAUUUACAAAAUGUUGCAAAUUAUUUAGUGGCAUCAUUAGCAGUUGCAGAUUUAUUUGUAGCAUGUUUAGUGAUGCCUUUAGGAGCUGUAUAUGAGAUCAGUAAAGGAUGGAUCCUGGGACCAGAAUUGUGUGAUAUUUGGACAUCAUGUGACGUUCUUUGUUGUACAGCAUCAAUAUUACAUUUAGUAGCAAUAGCAACCGAUAGAUACUGGGCUGUAACAAAUGUUGAUUAUAUGCAUCAAAGGACUAGUAAACGAGUUUUUACAAUGAUUUUUUUUGUUUGGUUUUUUGCUGUUAUCGUUUCAUUAGCACCUCAAUUUGGUUGGAAAGAUCCUGAAUAUCUUGAAAGGAUAGAACAACAAAAAUGUAUGGUUUCACAAGAUGUUGCUUAUCAGGUUUUUGCCACUUGUUGUACAUUUUAUGUUCCAUUGUUGGUUAUUUUAGUAUUAUAUUGGAAAAUAUAUCAAACAGCUAGAAAAAGGAUACAUAGGAGAAGGCCUCGUCCAAUCGAUAUUACAGCGAAUAAUAAUCAGCCUGUACCACAAAAGAAGAAAACACGUUUAAAAAUUCGCAUAGCAUCAAAAUUUACUAAUCAAGGCAAGUCAGCUGCUUCCUCACUAGGUUUAGUUGAAGGUAAUUCAACAAAUACCGUUAAUACCGUUGAAGAUACAGAAUUUAGUAGUAAUGUUGAUAGCAAGAAAGGUGUCGAGGUCACAACUACUUUUAAUAAUCCAACAAAUAAUGAUGAGAUACCAGUUUCAUCAACUAGUCAAAUAACAACUGUUUCACAUAUAGUAGAAAAUAAAUCAAAUACCGAUAGUAUUAGUAAUGAAAAUCAAAAUAUACAUGAAAAUCAAAUAAAUCCUUCUAAUAUAAUGACCAAUAAAAUUAGUACAACAACAGCAACAACAACAACAACAUCAUCAAUAACAACAUCAAUAACAAUACCUACAAUAACAACUACAACAACAUCAACAUCAUCAUCAACAACAACAACAACAACAACAACAAAUAAUAAUAAUUUAUCAAAUGGUUCUGAUAAUAAUCAAAUGAUAUCAACAAUAGCAACAACAAAUAAUGAUAAUAAUAUUAUAAUACCACCAACAUCACAAUCAACUGUAACAACAUUAACAAUAACAUUACCGCAACAUCAAACACCAGCACAACAAUCACAACAACAAGUACAGCAGCAGCAACAACAACAACAGCAACAUAAUCAAAUAACAACACCAUUACCACAUAAUAAACAAAAUCAUAAAUUAACAGCAACUGAACAAAUAAGUAAACGUAAAGAAACAUUAGAGGCAAAACGUGAACGUAAAGCAGCUAAAACAUUAGCAAUAAUAACUGGUGCAUUUGUUGUUUGUUGGUUACCAUUUUUUUUAAUGGCAUUAUUAUUACCAUUAUUUGAUUUUCAUAUCAAUGAUGCAAUUGCAUCAUUCUUUUUAUGGUUAGGUUAUUUUAAUUCAACAUUAAAUCCAGUUAUUUAUACAAUAUUUAGUCCAGAAUUUCGUUCAGCAUUUAAACGAAUAUUAUUUGGUGGUCAUCGUCCUCAACAUUAUCGUAGUGGUAAAAUGUAAUAAAAUUUUAUUUUUUUUUUUUUUUGUUUUUAUCUAAUAAAUAUACAUAUAUAGUUUAUUAUGUAUAACAGUAUAACAGUAUGUAUAACAGUU